Marasmius oreades (fairy-ring Marasmius) is the source of this 2352-nucleotide messenger RNA. RefSeq lists its product as uncharacterized. The record is from RefSeq and is a predicted model, not a curated record. NCBI's taxonomy places the organism in Eukaryota, Fungi, Basidiomycota, Agaricomycetes, Agaricales, Marasmiaceae. Bases 1 to 2352 code for a protein of 783 amino acids. Gene Ontology annotation, cellular component: chromatin; nucleus. The transcript is spliced from 7 exons. Gene Ontology annotation, biological process: regulation of DNA-templated transcription; chromatin remodeling.
AUGAACGACCGCGUCGAGCCCACUGAGCCCGUCGCCAAUGGCGUCGACAAACCCAACGGCAUCCAUUCUUCGGGCCCCCCCGUCAACACUCUUGCCGACCACGAAAAUCAACCUGAAAGCAACGCACGAAAUGAACCUUUCAAGCCUAUCGUCGUGACUGAGGCCCUCAAAGACGCGUCGUUCAUUUCCGAAGUCGACCUAACGCAAGAUUCUACACAUAAAAUGUCACCCGACGUUCCAACCCUUCCUCUGGUUGUUUCUUCGGAAGGGGAUGACAUUAAACACGCACAGGCCGAAAACACACCUGCCGUCAAUGGAUCUGACGCUAACGGGGAUGUUGUCAUGGGAGAAAAUGAUGAACACACACCAGCCACAACGCCAGGCGUGUCGACGAGCGGAACGUUGGAAUCAGUCGGAUCAUCGACUUCUCAUACAACUCCAAAUGAUGGACCGGAUGAGGAAGAGGAUAAACCACCACCAGCUAAGAGAGUGAGGGUGUACUCUGAUGCUGACAAGGCUUCGCUGGCACAUUCCGCAAGUCCUCCUCCUCAAUCAACCACCACGUCCAACGUCACAACGCCCGUACCGCUGGGCAUGGAUAAUGCCACUCCUCCCACUACUGCGGACACAACAGAGUUUUCUAUUGACUUGCCGGUGGAGUCUCCCACAACCUCGACUGCAGCCACCGGAGCAUCUACGUUAAGCGUCGGACAGUAUCGUUUUUGCCAAUCCACGAUUCGUACUUUGAAGAAGAUGAAAGAUGCCGGACCAUUCUUACGCCCUGUUGAUCCAGUCCUGCUUAACAUCCCUCACUAUCCCUCUAUCAUCAAAAAUCCUAUGGACUUUUCCACCGCAGAACGGAAGUUGACUGCCUCUAAUCCGGUGAAGCCGGAUCCGAACCCCGCCAAUCCUCGAUACUAUAAUGCAGACGAUUUCAUCACAGAUAUCAGGUUGAUUUUCAGCAAUUGUGUGGCAUUCAAUGGACCUGAUCACGUUGUGACUGCAAUGGGGAAGCGAGUUGAAGAGGUGUUUGAUAAGCAAAUAAAAAAUCUUCCCCCCGCUGAGAUUCCGAAACCUCCAGUCGCGAAGAAACAGUCAACUCCACCUCGUGUCGUUGCUGCUCCCCCUCCUCCCCCUCCUGCGAAAAAGGUUCAAAACCGUAGACCUUCUACAUCUGUUCCCGUUAUUCGUCGCUCCGAUGCUCAGGCCGAUACUGCUGGCCGUCCAAAACGCGAAAUUCAUCCCCCUCCACCCAAAGACUUGGCAUAUGCUGAUCCUCCAAAGAAAGCUCGCAAGUCCAAACCACCCAAGGAUGACGGGACUGCCGAUCAACUGAAAUAUUGCAUCAAGAUCCUGGACACGCUUCAUAAAAAGCAACAUGCUUCCAUAGCAGCGCCUUUUUAUGAACCAGUUGACUGGGUCAAGUUGGAAAUACCCAGCUACCCGAAGGUCAUCAAGAAACCUAUGGACAUGAACACGAUGAGGAAGAAACUUGAGCAACACGAAUAUUCGAACGCGCAGAAGUUUUACAACGAUUUUAAAUUGAUGAUAAGAAAUUGUUUUGACUUCAAUCCAGCGGGAACCCCAGUCAACCAGGCUGGACAGGAGUUGCAACGAUUAUUCGAUGAGAAAUGGAAAGGUCUACCACCUCUUCCUACUCAUGCAGCAAGCGAAGAUGAGGAAGAGGAAGAGGAAGAAACUAGUCAAGACGAACGUGAUCGUGCCAUUGCGAUGAUGGAACAACAAAUCGAGACGAUCAACCGAAAUAUAUCAGCACUGAAGGGAAAAACGAAGGAGAAGAAGAAGGAGAAGAAGAAGGAGAAACCUCCCAUAGCCUCGACAUCAAAAGCUGCGCCUAAACCUCCGAAAGCCUCGUCCUCGAAGAAGAAAGCGAAGAAAGCGAUUGCCGAUGACGACGUUCUGUCCUUCGAGCAGAAGAAGGAUUUAAGUGAAGCCAUAGCGACGCUUGAAGGUACCAAACUCGAAAAGGUGAUUCAAAUUAUUCACGAAGGUGUCCCUGAGAUUAGAGACAGUACCGAGGAGAUCGAACUAGAGAUAGACACACUCCCCGCCCCCGUCCUCACGAAGCUAUACAAUUUUGUGAUUCGGCCUAUGAAACCACCACCACCAAAACGCAAUCGUCCUGGUAAAGGGACAGGGACCGGUGGACUGAAACGCAAGAGUAUGGAUGAAGAUGUGGAGGCUGCGAAAAUACGGCAGCUCGAAGAGCGGAUGGCGCUUUUCGAGCAGAGUGCUGGUGGCGGUACGACGUCGGUUGCACCACACCGUGACAGUGACCAGUCUUCAGACUCAAGUUCCGGCUCUGACACUUCGGGCAGCGAUUCGGAGUGA